Molecule: messenger RNA, 2853 nt
Organism: Chrysemys picta bellii (western painted turtle)
Lineage: Eukaryota; Metazoa; Chordata; Testudines; Emydidae
Gene: CHST13
Product: carbohydrate sulfotransferase 13
Biological process (GO): carbohydrate biosynthetic process; proteoglycan biosynthetic process
Cellular component (GO): membrane
Molecular function (GO): sulfotransferase activity
Source: RefSeq, a predicted model, not a curated record
CCCGGUGUGUGUGUGUGUGUGUGUGUGGAGAGAGGUUCCCCUUUGCCCUGGGGCAGCGGCGGUCGCUGCGGAGAGUCAGGCGGGGAUCGGGCUCGGGCUCCAGCGCACCCCGGGCCAUGCCCUGCUGCAGCCGCGGCAGCAAGAGCAGCUCGCUGGCCGCCCGCUGCCCCGAGGGGACCCCCCGUAGCGGGCUUUGCCCGGCGCGAGGAUGAGGAAAAGCCGCGUGCAGCGGAUGGUCCUGGCCACUUGUCUGGGCUCUUUCCUCCUGGUGAUUUUCUACUUCCAAAGCAGCCUGAACCCAGCUGCAGAGGAUAGGAUCCUGGGGACCAGCUGGCACGGGAAGUCAGGCCGAAGUCCACUCCAGGCACUUUACGACAGUGACCAGUUCGAGCAGUCAUCACUGCAGGCCACUCACCAGCAGAGGCGGGACCUGCUGAGCAGCGUUUGCAGCCGCUACACCCGCAAGCGGCGCCUCCUGACGCCUGAUGACUUGCGCCACCUGGUGGUGGAUGACGUGCAUGGGCUGCUCUACUGCUACGUGCCCAAGGUGGCCUGCACCAACUGGAAGCGAGUCAUGAUGGUUCUGACUGGACAGGGCAAGUAUCGGGACCCUCUGGAAAUCCCAGCCAAUGAGGCCCAUGUCUCGUCCAACCUGCGCACCCUCUCCGAGUACAGCACUCCCGAGAUCAACCAUCGCCUGCGCAACUACCUCAAGUUCAUCUUUGUGCGGGAACCCUUCGAGCGCUUGGUCUCGGCCUACCGCAACAAGUUCACCCGCCACUACAACACGGCCUUCCACAAGCGCUACGGCACUAAGAUCAUCCGUCGGCACCGUCAGGAGCCCAGCAACGAAGCCCUGGAGCGUGGUGAUGACGUGCGCUUCGAGGAGUUCGUCUACUACCUGCUGGACCCGCGCACACAACACGAGGAGCCCUUCAACGAGCACUGGGAGCGGGUGCACUCGCUGUGCCACCCCUGUAUCAUUCACUACGAUGUGGUGGGCAAGUACGAGACACUGGCCGAGGACGCCAACUAUGUCCUGCAGCUGGUAGGGGCAGACGCCAGUGUCAAGUUCCCCUCUUCCUCCAAGACCACCAGGACCACAGACGACAUGACAGCCCAGUUUUUUGAGGACAUCAGCCCCUUCUACCAAAGGAAACUCUUUAAUUUAUACAAAAUGGAUUACUUGCUCUUCAACUACUCAAUCCCAUCAUACCUGCGCCUCCGAUGAGGGUGGUGGUAGGGGGGCCCUAGAGAACUGGGGGCCUCACCCGUUCUUAGCUACUCAAGGCACCUCCCACCUUCCCCCACAUCCUCGCUGUUUGGUUAAUUCCUUUCCUCUCUGCCUCUCCAUUCCACUUCAAGCACGUGCGUCACAUGCCGAUGCCCUCAUUGGGACUGACCAUGUGGCGAGAGGCUGCCUUGUUGAUUAGCACGUGGAACGCUUGGGCCGAAGCACCCUUAGCCCAUUUCAGUGCCUGCGGUUGAUUGUUCACAGAAGCAGGCUGCUAUUGUUUAAACGUUCAACUUUUGUGUUUCCUUUAGAUGCUAAGAGAAUUCACUGCAGAUCUGAAUCUCGGGAAGGCUGCUUAUUGGGGUAGGCUCCCUUCACGGCCUGUCCCAUUAACUGGGUUGUUUGCAGCCCUAUCACAAGAGGGAUCUCAACCUUUGAUGGGCACAGGGAAGAGGACUGUCAGAAUUUUGCAGAGGAUGAUGAGAAAAGCAAUAAUUUAAUGUGUAUUCUUUUCUUUGUUCUUCUCCCUUCCCCCAAGCUGCCCCCUUUCCCAUUGAUUGAGGAAGGGGGAAUGUGAGCCAUCGAUGUCUUCUUGUGAUCUAGUAUUUCUCUGUGGCAAAGCCUGUUUUUAUCGCUUCUCCACUCACGCUCAGUUGGGAUUUUAAAUACUUUGUUUUAUGUAUGUAUAGAAAGAGAAGGACAGAUUCAUAAUUGUAAAUCGAUGAAGCUGUAUUGAUUUCAGUGGAACUGCACUGAUUGACACCAGCAGAAGAUUUGGCCUAGAUAUUUUGUGUGUGUGUGUGUAUGUGUGUGUGUGUGUGUGUGUGUGUCCUGAUCAAAUAUGGUAAUUAAAGACUCCAUGACCCUUGUGUGUAAGAGUAGGUGUCAACUGCUCUUUGGGGCAGGGACUGUUUUAUUUUCCAUCUGUUUGAGGUCCCAUUGUGUUAGGUGCUGUAUAGUCUGGUUGCCCUCUAAGGACUACCACCAUAUAAAUGUUCAAUAGUAAUAAUCCUUGUGUCUUGGCCAAAUUCCAGUUUGGCUGCUUAAAUGUGGCCUACCGAAUAUGCUUCUUCACCUCCUGCCAUACGGUGUAGCUGUAUGCUGUUAAACAGCUGCUGCUUCUCACUCCAGAGGUGGCUGCAUUUCACUGCUGGAUCAAACAAUUCCCAGGCAUAGUUUGUGUAUCAGUUUGUUUGUAAAGCACUUUGGGAGGGGAUGCACUAUAGAAAUGGGAGAUAACUAUAGUUAUGAAAAGAUGACGCAGACUUCUGGAAAGUGUGGGGGGAAGAGAGAGAGAGUCUGUGUUUGUGUGUAUGAGAACAAAACAGAAACAGGGUCACCUCUGGAAAGUUGUUGGCUGGCUGGCUUUGGACAAUUCAUUACUUGAAGAAGAAAUAAGAAAACCUAGGAUUUUAAAUUCCAACCAGUCCAGACAGAUGGAUUUCCUUAGACAAAACAGCACUUCAGUCUUUACUCUGUUAAAUUCAGCUUUGGUUCUGCAUAUAGAGCAUCUCCUCUGUAAGUAAACGUGCUGAUAGCAGAAUUACUGUACAGUGUGUCUGCCGAGUCUAUUGUGAAUACUUGAUUUAGUGCAAUACAGUGGCAAGGUUUUUAUAAAA